Messenger RNA from Rhipicephalus microplus (southern cattle tick), 1906 nucleotides. Its product is annotated as kynureninase. Gene Ontology annotation, cellular component: cytoplasm. Gene Ontology annotation, molecular function: pyridoxal phosphate binding; kynureninase activity. Gene Ontology annotation, biological process: NAD+ biosynthetic process. Lineage: Eukaryota; Metazoa; Arthropoda; Arachnida; Ixodida; Ixodidae. The record is from RefSeq and is a predicted model, not a curated record.
GCCACGUGCAGGCAGCCGGAAAGUGGCACUCACCGCCGCGACAGCAACAAAAAGCAGGCACGCGCGCGUAGCGGUCUCGCCGCUUUUGCGCUUCCAGGCGCCCGGAUAUCGGGACGAGCACACAGCUGCAGCGACGAAUCCGGGAUCCAGCUGGAGCACAACAGUCCCGCUCGAAAAAGGAACCUCCGUGAAUGUUUGCGGCGACGCCGGGUCGCAGUACGGGCAGCAUGAAGAACACGCCGCGACAAGAAUUGCUGUCUUUAGCCAAACAAUGGCAGUUGAAGCCCAACACCAUCGAGUUUGCACGGCGACUGGACAGCGAGGACCCGCUGCGUUUAUUCCGGGAGCGGUUUAGCGUCCCCAAGAUGGCUGACGUGUCUGUCGUUGACCCGAAGUUCAUCAAAGAGCCAGGGCAAGAGUGCAUCUACCUAUGUGGCCAUUCAUUAGGUCUCAAACCAAGAACAGCUGAUGACCAUGUACUGAAAGUUCUUGACAACUGGGGUAAAACUGGUGCAGAGUGUCAUCAGCAUGGAUACCUGCCUGCUGCCACGUGUGACCUCUACCCAAGGAAGCUCAUGGCAGACAUCGUAGGUGCUGAUCCAGAUGAGAUUGUCUUCAUGAAUGGCCUCACCGUAAACUUGCACUUGCUUAUGAUGACUUACUACAGGCCACAAGGAAAGCGAUGCAAGAUGGUCAUAGAGUCAUAUGCCUUUCCAUCAGACAUGUAUGCUGCACAGUCCCAAGUAGCCCACCAUGGCCUCGAUGUUGCUUCUAAUCUUCUCAUCUUACGCCCACGACAGGGUGAACAACUACUUAGAGAGGAGGACAUUUAUGAGCUUAUUGAAAAGGAUGGUGACAGUAUUGCUCUAUUGCUCCUACCUGGAGUCCAGUACUACACUGGGCAGGUAUUUGAUGUGCCUGGAAUAACAACAGCAGCACGUAAAAAGGGUUGCAUCAUCCUCUGGGAUAUGGCACAUGCAGUUUGUAACAUUCAACUGAAACUGAAUGAAUGGGAUGUGGAUAUAGCAGCCUGGUGCACAUACAAGUACAUGAACUCUGGUCCCGGCAGUAUCGGCGUUGCUUAUAUAAGCCACAAAUUUCGAAAAGCCUGUGAACGGCUUCCAGAGUUGAGAGGAUGGUGGGGCAACAACAUUGAGACCAAGUUCCUCAUGAGACCUGAAUUUGACCCCUGUCUAUCAGCAGAUGUGUUCAAACUCUCCAAUGGACCACCUCUUCUAGUUGCAACAGUAAUGGCAAGCCUAGAGAUGUUUGCAGAACUGAAGGAAUCUGACCGCCUACACAAGCAACAUUUGCUCACUGGUUACUUUGAGCUCCUUAUGAUUGAUGAGCUGGGUGCCAGCCAUGACAUUACAGACAGCACACGUCCGUUUCAUAUUCUCACGCCGUCUGACACAACGAAAAGAGGCUCCCAGCUUAGCAUACACCUCGCCGAAGAGCCCAAGUUCACGCACCAAGAGCUACAGCGCAGAGGAAUUCUCUGUGACCUGAGAAUGCCUUCGGUCGUCCGACUCGCUCCCAUGCCCCUGUACAACACUUACGAAGAUGUCUACAACUGCAUCCAAGCACUGAAAGAGAUUUGUGCCAGCUUUCCUGUGAAGAAAGCCUCUUGAUCAUGACUCUCGUUGUAAACCAUAGUUUUAUGUGAAUGUUCUUGCAAGUAUGAGAAAGGCUGUUCUACUUAAAUUUUCUAAAUCUAAAAGUUAACAUGUUUUUUUAUGUGUGUGUCAACAAAAGGUUGAGGCUGGUCUGCACAGAUCUGUACGAGGAAUUCAGUACCUGACUAAAUAUUUUGAAGUAAUCGGCAUCAACAUUUCGAUUAAACGAAGUGCACAUGAAGUUACAACAGCAUUUGAAUAAAGACGGCUGAAGUGAAAAUUGCUUUUUA